Naegleria gruberi is the source of this 1434-nucleotide messenger RNA. RefSeq lists its product as uncharacterized. NCBI's taxonomy places the organism in Eukaryota, Heterolobosea, Eutetramitea, Acrasida, Naegleriidae. The transcript has a single exon. The record is from RefSeq and is a predicted model, not a curated record. Bases 1 to 1434 code for a protein of 477 amino acids.
AUGAAUGUAGAAAUUUGUAAUUAUCAAGAUGAUGAUAGUGAUUCUAUUAAAAUUGAAAUAUAUACACAUAAUUGUAAUCCAUAUUCAUGGUAUGAUUUAAAUAAUACACCACAAGGCUUCUUCUCCGAUUAUAAAAUUGAACAUUUAUUUAGAGAUUUAACAAAUACAUUGAGAAUUAAUGUUCAUCAAGCACCAGUUCCUUCUCUUUUCUAUAGACAUAAAUUAUUUAAUCAAACUAUUGAUAAUGUAUUUCUUCCUAAUGAAGUUUCUAAAUUUAUUGAAAGUAGAACUAAAUUUACAACAAUGAAAGUUUAUUUACCUAAAGAAAAUAAUUCAAUUAAAGUUGAAACUGAUAUUGGAAAUAUUAUAUUUAGAAAUUUGAAAAAUUUAAAUGAAUGUUUUGUAAAAUCAUCAUUUGGAUCAUUAUAUAUUGAUAAAGAUGGCAUUGAUAAUGUAAAAAAAUUUAAUUUGGAAAUGUUAUAUGGAUCUUGCUUUAUUAAGAAAGUAUCUAAUGUGGAAAAUUUGAAAAUUAAUCAUUUAUUUUCACUUAUAGAUCAUUUUGGACGUGGAGCUGGAAUUUUAGCAUCAAAUUCAAUUACAUUAGAUAAUAUUGAUUCAAAUUCUAAUGUAAAUAUUCAUACAAUAGAUCCAAUAGAUAUAUUUGUUAAUCAGAUUAGUCUUACAAAUAAUAAUACUCUAUCAAUUUCAUGUAGAACUAAAGAUGGUACUUUAUUUACGUAUACUUCAAAUGGAAUUCAAGUUUUUGUAUCUGAUGAAGUCAAUUCAGGCACAAAUUCAAAACUUAAAAUAUUCUCAGAUUCUAAUCCAAUUACUUGCUAUUUUGAUAAGAAUUCUGUUGUAAAUUAUAAAGUACAGGCUGUUUCACAAAGAAGUGAUGUCUCAGUAGAUUACAACAAUAUAAUAUUUGAUGGAAGUGAUGUUGUGAAUAGUGUGAAUGGAACAAUUGUUAGUAGAAAAGAUACUAAACGAUUACAUCUUCUCAAUCAAUCAAUAAUUGAUUCUCCUCAAGAAGAAAAUAUUGAUACUACUGCUACUGAUUUAUCCUCAUUAACUGAAUGCCCAAUUGGUGGUGAUGUAUCAAUGACUUGUAGACAUUCACAAAUUCACAUUAAACAAUAUGAAUAUCUUUUAUUGGGUGAUGGUGAACAAGGUGCUGAUUCUGAUUUGAGUACAAGACGAUUACUCUAUCAGAAACAAAGUACCUCAGAGUAUUAUAUUGAACUUUUGGAUUAUAGAAUUGCAAAGAGAGAUGCUUUUGUUUACGUUUCCAUAGCUGUUUUAUUGAUAAUUUAUGUUUCCAUUAUCAAAUUUUAUUCAAUUCCAACAUUUGAAAAGCAAGCUUGGUUGAACAAUAGUGGAAUGGCUUCAACGAUGGGAAAUCCAACUGAGGCUUUAAGACCAAACACUAAAUAA